Penicillium lagena is the source of this 2949-nucleotide messenger RNA. RefSeq names its product ankyrin repeat domain-containing protein. Bases 1 to 2949 code for a protein of 982 amino acids. The record is from RefSeq and is a predicted model, not a curated record. The transcript has 4 exons. NCBI's taxonomy places the organism in Eukaryota, Fungi, Ascomycota, Eurotiomycetes, Eurotiales, Aspergillaceae. Gene Ontology annotation, molecular function: protein binding.
AUGGACCCGAUUUCGGUUACUGGUGUCCUCGCAGUCAUUGUUCAGGUCAUUGAGACGACAGCGACGGCGAUCAGAUUCUUGAACGACUUAAAACAUGCCUCAAAAGAACAGGCUCUUCUCUCAUACGAGACUGCCAGUCUCCUGCUGCUUAUGACAAAUCUGCGAAGUAGACUCGAAGAAGCAGAUCGACCAGAGUGGAAGACAUGGUCUGAAGGCAUCUUAGUGCUCGGCGCGAAGAACGGGGCCUUGGACCAGGUUCACACAGCCAUGGAAGAGUUGCUGACGAAGCUGGACAAGAUGUCAAACAGAUCAAAGGUGGCGAAUACCCUGGCCUGGAAAUUGGAGAAAGAUGAAUGCACAGCGAUUUUGGAGCGGAUAGAGCGAUCUAAGACAACGAUUAGCCUUGCUCUUCAGGGAGAUCAGCUGGCGCUUCUGAGAACUAUAAAAACUGACACCAUCACCAUGACUGAGCAAGCCCAAGCAAUGAAUACCAGCGAAAGGGCUCAGGCUAUGCAAGAGUGGAUGUCUCCACUAGAAUUCAAAUUAAAGCAGCAAACUCUUCUUUCGAAGCGACAGCUAGGUUCCGGGAAGUGGUUCCUGGAGUCUCCUGAGUAUUUGAACUGGUUCGAUAACUCCGGGAGCAAUGUGCUGUGGUGUUCAGGUAUUCCGGGCUCCGGGAAGACUAUAUUGUCGUCAAUCAUCGUCGAGGAUCUCCAAAAAAGGCUAAAGAGGCAUAGUUUAAGUGCCGUUGGAUACGCUUACUGCGACUACAACGACCGCGAGGUGCAGAGUAUCGAGAAUAUUAUUGGCUCAUUGUGGAGACAAAUCGUCCAUUUGGAUCAACACGGCGUCUCGAAUCUACAGGACCUCUACAACCGCUGCAUGAUCGAGGAUCGUGGAGCCCGACCGACACUUCGGGAGUUGUCUGGCGCACUUCGUGAUGAAGUUAACAGACAUGUUAGUGUGUUCCUCGUGAUAGAUGCACUUGAUGAAUGCUCGGAAGGAGUGAGGGCCGGCCUACUUCACGAAUUCAGUCAAUUGCCAGAGACGGCACACAUCCUGAUAACUUCAAGAUCCAAACAUGUUCCCCCAGAGCUUCGGAACGCUACGUCACUAGACAUAAAAGCCCACGAGGAUGAUAUCACAAAUUACGUCGUUGAUAGGGUGCAGACGGCAAAACGACUGUCGGCUUGGGUUAAGGGCAAAGUCUCGUUGGUCAAACAAAUUGUCACCAGCGUCUUGAAACAUGCGAAAGAUAUGUUUCUUCUUGCCAAACUCUUUAUGGACUCCCUAUGCAGCAAAUUAACACUGAAAGGCGUCUUAAAGGCGCUGAAAUCAAUACCGAAUGACUUGAAUGCGACGUACGAUGAAGCAAUGGCGCGAAUAGCACGACAGAACGAAGAGGAAAGGGAUCUAGCCUACCGAAUACUCUACUGGGUGACCCUGGCUUACCGCCCUAUCACUGUCCAAGAGCUGUGUCAUGCGCUUGCCUGCGAGCCGGACGAAGACGAAUUUGAUCAUACCAAUUUGAUCAGCGAGGAGGAUAUCAUCAGCGUCUGUACUGGGCUUGUGACAAUCGAGCCACACACAAAUAUCGUCAGGAUGGUUCAUUAUAGCUGUCAGGAGUAUAUGGACAAGAUUCUCAAUGAUCGAUUCCCCGAAUCGUACCAAGACUUGGCGAGGACCUGCCUGACAUAUCUUACCUAUCAAUCUACAAAUGCUCGCUACAAGGGCCACCGCUUCUCAAUAUCGACCAGGGGAACUGUCCAGAUCGAGAAGGUGGACAUAGCGUGUGAGGAUGCCUUACCUGAGAUGGGAACAUACGAAGCGGCUUUUCACUGGAGCGUCCCACGAUACAACGGCGAGGGCGAGCUUUUACCGUUCUACCAGUAUGCCAUCCAAUACUGGGCGUGGCAUCUGCGCGAAUGCACUGAGCAGGAUGAUCUGAUCCAAGAUGUGUUGAAAUUCUUUUCUGAAUGGAAACAUUGGUAUCCCAUCUUGAGCACCGUUCGAGCCAAGUGGGUAACUUAUAUCAGAUCCGCCAUAGACGUGAUCGCGGCGUAUCAGCUGGAGCAGGUAUGCACCGAGGUAGUCAGUCGUCCUCUGGCAUAUGCCAAUAUGUCCAAACCGUUGCAAUUGCGCACAGUACCAAAUCCGGAGCCAUCAGAGCCAUAUCCAGAGGCUGGAUUGUUGGUAGCAUCCAUGCUCGGACGAGCCACCAUUUUAAAAAUUCUUAUCGAGAAGUCAAGGUCAAAAAAAGCCGUCGGGAGAAAGAUCGAUAGCGAGCUUUUCGGGCGUCUUCUGCAAGCAGCUGCUUGGUCAGGCAACCCGGCAGCUGUCGAGAAGCUUCUUGAAUACAGCCCCCUGACAGAUGAGAACUCCUCGUCGGGGGUUCCGGUGCAAACGCCAUUCGCACAGGACGCGGUCAUUGCGGCGCUGUCUCGGCACGGCUUACAGCCCACAAUCCCAUUAAUCUGUUCAGUCGGCUCUCCGGCUUCUAUUCCUCUCGCGCUAGCAGCUGGCCUGCCCAUAGACGCUGUCGACCCUCAGUUUGGGCGCACCGGUCUCAUGUUUGCCGCCGAGCGAGGCCGGGAGCCGUUUGCGCAGGCCCUGCUCGCACCACCGGUUCCCGCGGACGUCAAUCGAAAGAGCUUUCCUGGUUUCACACCUCUGCAUUAUGCUGUUCUCAGCGGGCAGUUUGACGUUGCGAAGCUGCUAGUAGAUGCCGGCGCAGAUUGGAAUGCGAAGGAUAAUCUCGACAGGACGCCACUGAUGUACGCGGGGAAUUAUGGUCGUAGAUGGCCGGGCAAGAUGCCCGGUGAUUUUCCUGACAUCACACCAGUCCAGAAGCGAUGGGAAGAGGUGGUGGAGCUUCUGGGCGCCAAAUGGGGCCGUGUUGUCCAGUUCAAGGGGGAGACAGAAAAGCCGGCGAGUGGCCCUGUCUUCUAA